Molecule: messenger RNA, 1382 nt
Organism: Pollicipes pollicipes
Lineage: Eukaryota; Metazoa; Arthropoda; Thecostraca; Pollicipedomorpha; Pollicipedidae
Product: histone H1-II
Source: RefSeq, a predicted model, not a curated record
AGCCAGUAAGCCCAAACCGAAGCCGGCGGCGACCAUCAGCGAUACGGACUCGGAGUUCGAGGCGUCGCCGAAAAAGGCCGCGCCGGCGGCACGUCACGAUAAUGAGUCCGCCUCGGACAUGUUCGACUCGAUGAUGUCCGGUAACGGCGAGCGACACGACUCGGACUCCGGCUCGGCCGAGUCGCACGGCGCCGCCGCCAAAGCCAAGCCGAAACCAAAGCCCAGUGCCGCUGCUCAGAAGCCCACUGCCGAAGCCAAUAAGCCCGCGGCGGCGAAAAAGCCCGCUGCCGAAGCCAAGAAGCCCGCAGCGGCCAAGAAGCCCGCCGCCAAGAAGGCACCGACGCAGCGGAGGAAGAACGCGUCUGACUCGGACUCGGACGACGAGUUCGCCCCGACGAAGGCGAAGGGCCGCGGAACGAAGAAGGCGGCUACCUCGCCCGGCUCCGACUCGGACGACUCCGUCGGCUACGUGCCGCUGGCCAAGCGUGCCGCCGGCCGCGCGCGCACCGCCAACUACAAGGUGGACCUCUCCAGCGACGAGGAGUGAGCCGGCCGACGGCCGGGGCGGGCGCCGCCCGCCGCACCGCAAAGGAAGCGGACCCUGACGGCUCACCGCGGAGGGGGAGGAGGGGUGGGGACGCCGUCUGCCGGACUGUGGAGCGUGGAGGACGCUGUCCGGCGGACUGAGAGAGGUGGGGACGCUGGAAGGACGCCCGUCCAUGCGGCGCGGCGUGGGCGUAGUUUCUGCACGCCGACUGACAUUGUACAAAUGGUGACGUGAGCUGUGUCUGUGACGCGUGCGCACGCGUGUCGGCGACGGCCGCCGGGCCGGGCCGCGACGCGGUGCGAGACUGAGUGUUGUCUUCGCUGGCUGUACCGACCUGUGUUAGCGUCUGUCUGCGCGAGCGUUGCGCCAACCAGAUCUUCUCGUAGCGUCGGCGGUCAUCGAUGUGUCGUUCCAAGAUGCGCGGAAAGUUCCGAUGAUCCGAUGAUCGGCCUUUUCACCGACUGAAACAUGCCAACGGCGGGACGCGUCGCGAGCCUGCGGUUGGCUCAUGCGCGCCAUUUCUGUGACCGGGGCCUGUUGGCAGGCACGGCUCUUACAUUCGACCCGGGCACAGUGCGUCUUAGUUGACUAUUUUUGCUUUUGCUCGUUUACAGCUCUGAAGCGUUGCAUCGCAUCACAUCUUCACGCUUAUCACCGAAUACAUCUGGUGUCACUGGCGCCACUCGUACGCUGGGCUGUCACCAAUUCGAGCGAGACCACGGAUGAUACACGCUGUUGUCAACAUCCGCUGUGCCCAAAAUCCGUUUGAUAGGGCCCGGUUCCUGUUAGGUCAAGUUUCACCAUCACAGCGAAUAUACCGGCGGACUAUGCGUCA